Molecule: messenger RNA, 246 nt
Organism: Symbiodinium sp. CCMP2456
Lineage: Eukaryota; Dinophyceae; Suessiales; Symbiodiniaceae
Source: the annotation of a GenBank genome assembly
GUUCCCCUUUGGACCCGGACUGCGGCAGACGGUGGACGGCUGGAGGAGGAGCACGCUGCUGCCAGGGCUUGGUCUGAGGCGGUGACCGUAGCCUUCCAACGCUGCGACGAGCAGCUCGGGGAGGAGCCAACUUCUGCGGUUCUUUGCGUCAUCGCGAGGAGUGGAACCUAUAUCUCAAGCGUUGGCAUUGCGCGCUGUGUUCUCGGAACGGAGACGCACGAUGGCGAAACGGUCUAUUGCGAUGAG